AUGUUGUCUGUUUUCUUCAUCCUUGUUUCCUUGAUCAAAGGAGAUACUUGCAAUGACGCCAUUUCAUUAGGGAAAGUGUCUGACAAAGACUUGUUUUCUGAAAUCCAUACCCUGACAAGCACACAAACAUCACAGUGGAACUGCUUAGAAGCUGCUGGUGUGGUCACUCAACCAGGCCAAGUCUUUACUUUUACUACAGAUGAGGAUGUAGAUGUUGUUGCAAGUGCUUGUAAUGCACAAACUUCCUUUGCUUCAAGAGUGAUAAUAGGUACCUCUUGCACUUCUGGGGUGUUAAGUUCAUGUGAAGUAGCGACUGAUGCGUCUUUUGCCACAUGCAAAGGCCAAAGAAAUCGUCUUCAAUUCACAGCCAAAACAGGAACGACCUACUAUGUGAUGGUAACUGGUGUUACUAAAAAUGAAACUGGAAGUUACUUACUUACUAUUCAAAAGGUACCACAAGUGAUGUCAUCUUAUUGUACAGAGGCCAUUGAAAUUACUAUUCCAACUCAAUACGAUGCAGAAGUACAAAGUGACCAAACAUACGAUUCUUAUAAAACAACAAGAGGUGUAUGGUUCAAAUUCACUGCUACGGACACAAAAAUAUUUUUGAAUAGUGCUAAUAGACACACCACAAUGAUCCAACCCAUUUUUGUGUUGUUUAAAAACUCAUCAAUGACCUUAAACACUAAAUGCAACAAAGACCCUUCAAUAAUAUCAACAUACAUUUCUUCUGAGAACGUCAUCCCAAGACUCAAUUACGACAAACUCAUCGUUGGAGAUGUCUAUUAUCUUUAUAUCUACGAUUAUAAAGAUACUUCAACAAAUAACAAAGCUGGACGUGUGCAAUUAUACGCAUCCACUUCACAAGCUGCAGAUCGUUGUGAGACGUCAUUUGCAAUUUCACAGUCAUACCUCUCUUUUGUGAUCAAAAUGUCGGGUCUUGAAAAGGGCAGAACACAGUGCAAUGUUGAGAACUAUGGGUUUUAUAUGAACUUUGAAGGUGAUGGAAAUAAAUAUGUGAUCCAGACAUGUGGGACUAACUCGCUCACAGCCGAAAAAGCAACAGGCAUAGAAAUAUAUAAAGAUUCAUGUGGCUUUUGUGAAGAAAACCCAGCACUCAAAUGUGGGAAUGAUACGUACAUCGUAAAAACAUUUGAAAAGAAUCACAUGUACUACAUUCGACCUUCUUCAUUAAUUAAUACAGGAAGUAUUUCAUUUUCAAUGGUCCGCCUCGACUCCACUGAAAAUGAUCAAUGCGCAAAUGCACAACAAAUCGACUUGAUUGACGACGGGGACACAUUCUCCCAUGUAGCAGUUGGCUCGGACAAAAUUCCAAGUACAGUCGGAUGCAACACAACUUCACAAAAACAAGGAGGGUGGUAUAAGGUCGUGUCUCAUAGAAACGGAUUGAAUGUUCAGGUUGGUGUCCUGCCACGUAUGAAAUCGUUACAUAAAAAUAUCAUUCUUGAAACCAAAAGUUCGUGUGAUGAUACAACACAGUGUUCUGAUUAUAACAAUUUUUCAUAUUCGACCACUUUGAAUAAGAAUGAAAGUUUCACGUUGUUUGUUUCAGUCUCUCAAUCAUAUCCAAACCAGUAUUACCCAUAUUAUGGCGCUUUUAUCAUUUACGUUACUGUGAAAAACAGUGAUAAAGGUAAUUCAUAUGAUUUACCUCUUGUGAUCACUCAAUUGCCAUUCACUGCUGUCGACCAGUUCCACACAACAACAGUCCAACACCCGUGCGAUCGCCAAGGACACAACAAUGGAAUUUAUUAUCAAUAUACAUUCUUAACAGGGAAGUCGUAUGUCAUUGACACGUGUGGAUUAGAGUCUGCAACGACAGAAGCAACUUUGGCUUUUGGGCAAAAUGAUUCAUGUGCAGGGUUAAAUGUGAACAAAUGCCAAGACAAUACGGGUACUACCGUGAAGUUGACCCCAACAGAGGAUGUCACCUAUACUUUUGGGCCUAUAGCGACUAUUGGAAACACUGGCAAUUUCUUUCGUGCUUCGAGGAUAAAUGUGUAUGAAGAGAAAGCAGAGACUGAAGGGGCUUGUGAUGUUCCAACACCAAUCACUACAAAUGGAAGAUACUCAUUCAACACUUUAUACUCAAAACCAUCGCGUAGAGUGUGUGGUGAAGUGAAAGAUGGUCUUAAGGGGGUCUAUUAUACUUUUAAAGCUAACUACAGUUUGAUCUUGUUAGUUUCUACUGACGACUUGACUUCAUUUGAAACCCACAUCAGCUUCUAUAAGAGCUGCCAAGUUGUUGUUAAUGAUUCAGUCCCAAAAGAAUGUAUUGCCUAUGGAGACCACGAAACAACUCCAGUCGCUACUCGUGGCACUUAUGUCAAAUACCAAAUGAAAAAAGAUGAAACCGUCUUGAUUUAUGUUGGCUCAGCUUCUUCUGGCGCAACUGGGCUUGGAAAAGUCGAUUUCGAAUGGCGAGAAAUUGAAGACAGUGAAGAUUCCAAUAACGAGGACGGUGUAUCUUCUCUCUCCGUCCUUUUGAUCUUAGUUUUCUCCUUAGUAAUCUUAUUCUAA
Molecule: messenger RNA, 2541 nt
Organism: Entamoeba invadens IP1
Lineage: Eukaryota; Evosea; Mastigamoebida; Endamoebidae
Exons: 1
Coding region: 1-2541 (846 amino acids)
Source: RefSeq, a predicted model, not a curated record